CACUCAGAAAGUCAUUACCAAAAAGAAACGCACGUACGAUCGGACAUCGCCCUUUGACCCCGUGAUGUACCUACAUACCAGUAACCAACUCAGCCAUGGCCAUCACCAUGACUCAGCAAAGACAACAGUUGUGUUGUCGUCCUGGGAUCCACCUUCCGUCGUUAGCUCAGCCUGGAGGACAUUUUCAGCAGGUCGGAGGAUAGAAUGACCCUAACAUAGAACAUGAUGUCGACCGGUUUCAACCUGUUCCUGGCGGUCGCCGCCAUCUUGUCCCAGCACGUCCGAACAGCCGACAUCCUGGUCGCGACGUUGAUGUUCGGCAGCGCCUGGCUGGACGUGGCGAAGAUUGCCGAAGUCUUGGCUUCCCGAGGACACGUCGUCACCGUGUUGGCCCAUGCAAGCCAGAAGAGCGACCUGAUGCGGAAAUGGCCAACAUUGCAGUACGAAACAUUUGGAGAUCCUGGAAAAACACCGGCUGUGAAGGAGUAUCUAAAAACUUUGACUCAGACGGUGGCGUUUUCUUCAUCUGGAGUGUUAGACCUCCUAACCCAUACAAACACCUAUUUCUCAUAUAUGAUGGAGCUUAAUGAAGAGACAUUGAGUGAUACACAACUACUGAGGAAACUGAAGAACAGCCACUAUGACGUUGUCCUGACGUAUCCUGCCUUCUCUUGUGGGCCCCUCGUGGCGCAGUACUUGGACCUACCGCUAGUCUGCACACUUCGUUCUCUGCCUUUAGGACAGGACAUCCGAGCCACCGGUGUCCCCAAUCCUCUCGCCUACGUACCAACAGUGUUGUCAGGUCUGUCAGACAAGAUGACAUUUUUGCAGAGAGUGAAGAACGUCCUGGUUUACUUCGUAGCGACCACCAUGGCACAGAUGGUCAUCGACAAGACUUUCGACGAUAUUGCAAAAAGAACUAUUGGCGACAAUUAUACAAUGUCCGCUGCUCUUGCAAGAACCGACGCAUGGCUCUACCAAUCAGAUCUCAUGUUCGACUUUCCGAAACCCAUGAUGCCAAAUAUGGUCAGCAUAGCAGGUCACAUGGCAGAGCGAGUCAAGCCGCUCAACGAGGCGCUGGAGAAGUUUAUGCAGAGUUCUGGAGAUGACGGAGUUGUGCUGGUAACGUUCGGUUCCAUGAUAGCGGCUAUGCCCGCAGAGAUAGCCGACAUGCUGGCCGCUGCUUUUGCCCGCCUGCCGCAGAAGGUCGUGUGGCGCUACACCGGAACACCUCCGCCAAGUCUGGGGCCAAACACCAAAACCAUGGAGUGGGUGCCUCAAAGCGACCUGCUAGCUCAUCCCAAGACAAGGGCGUUUGUAUCACACUGUGGCUUCAACGGAGUAGCUGAGGCCAUGUACCACGGGGUGCCCGUGGUCGGCAUGCCGCUAAUGAGCGAUGCUCAUGACAACAUUGCACGGAUAGUGGCACGUGGGAUGGCGGUGUCACUGGACAUCCACACCGUAACGUCAGAAGAGGUGUACCAAACCAUCACUACCGUUAUUUCAGAUCCUAGGUACAAGGAGAAAGCCGACAAGGUCUCCUCGCAUCUUCGUGACCAACCACAGUCGCCCAUGGAGCGGGCAGUCUGGUGGAUAGAACACGUCAUCAAACAUGGCGGCCUCCCUCAUCUCAAGUCGAGGGCAGCCGAACUUCCCUUCUACCAGUACUACCUUUUAGACGUCAUUGCCCUGAUUUUGGCUGUUAUAUCUGCUGUGUUGAUGUCUUGUUGGAAGUGUUGUCCUUUUGCAUGUGGCUUGUGCAAGCGGGGUAAGACUAACACCAAACUGAAAAGUCAGUGAGUGACCGUUUUCUAAAGCUAAAGAACAAUGACCGACAGCACGUUUUCAAGGUCAUUGCUUUUUGAGUGAGAUGUAUACCAUCUAGAAGCAAAGACAGUUAGUUUGUUU
Branchiostoma belcheri (Belcher's lancelet) is the source of this 1908-nucleotide messenger RNA. RefSeq names its product UDP-glucuronosyltransferase 2C1-like. Bases 223 to 1800 code for a protein of 525 amino acids. The record is from RefSeq and is a predicted model, not a curated record. Gene Ontology annotation, molecular function: UDP-glycosyltransferase activity. The transcript has 8 exons. Lineage: Eukaryota; Metazoa; Chordata; Leptocardii; Amphioxiformes; Branchiostomatidae.